AUGCAUACCAGCGAGUACGACUACCUCUUCAAGCUUCUCCUCAUUGGUGACUCUGGCGUUGGCAAGUCCUGCUUGCUUCUGCGGUUCGCCGACGAUACAUACACGGAGAGCUACAUCAGCACCAUUGGUGUCGACUUCAAGAUUCGAACAAUAGAGCUAGAGGGCAAGACUGUGAAGCUGCAAAUCUGGGAUACUGCUGGCCAGGAGAGAUUCCGUACCAUCACGUCAUCAUACUAUCGUGGCGCCCACGGCAUUAUCGUUGUAUACGAUGUGACAGACAACGACACUUUCUCGAACGUCAAGCAAUGGCUCCAAGAAAUCGAUCGCUAUGCUUCGGAAGGCGUCAACAAACUCCUCGUCGGUAACAAGUCCGAUUUGACGAGCAAGAAGGUCGUGGAAUACAGCGUCGCGAAGGACUUUGCGGACCAACUAUCUAUCCCCUUCUUGGAGACUUCCGCAAAGAACGCCACCAACGUUGAGCAGGCUUUCUUGACCAUGGCGAAGCAAAUCAAGGAUCGAAUGGGGUCAUCGUCAUCGGGACCUGCUAACAAGUCUUCCACCAUCACGCCGUCCAACCCAGUACAGCAACAGCAAUCCGGUGGCUGCUGCUGA
Molecule: messenger RNA, 612 nt
Organism: Pleurotus ostreatus (oyster mushroom)
Lineage: Eukaryota; Fungi; Basidiomycota; Agaricomycetes; Agaricales; Pleurotaceae
Gene: YPT1
Product: GTP-binding protein of the rab
Exons: 7
Coding region: 1-612 (203 amino acids)
Molecular function (GO): GTPase activity; GTP binding
Source: RefSeq, a predicted model, not a curated record